CGCCUACUCGCGGUUCGCGAAGCGCCGUCACCGUUGCUUGCUUCCACGCAUCGAUCCUUCGGCGACAUCACCGGCGGCAGCGGCGGCCGGGGGAACGGACGUGACCGACCAGGAGGAGAGAGAGGCAGCUUGGAUCUGCAGGUGCACGCGGGCGUAAGGGGAGAGGAAGCCGUCUCCUGCGCGCGCUCCGGCGCCUUCACCGGUGCUGUGAGUCAUGGCGACGGCGGCGACGGGGGAGCCGGUGGAGCCGCAGUCGCUGAAGAAGCUGAGCCUCAAGUCGCUGAAGCGCUCCCACGACCUCUUCGCGCCCACCCACUCCCUCCUCUUCACUCCCGACCAGGAGAGCAAGCAGGUUCGUGUCAGCUGCAAGGUGAAUGCAGAGUACAGCGCGGUGAAGAACCUGCCAACAGAUCAGGGCCGGGAACAGGUGAAGAGUGUUGCAGCAACUUCGACUGCAUUGGCACUUCCAGGAACACAAGGUGUCAAAGAUGCUGAUAACAAAGGCAGCAACAGUACUGCUAUUGUUCCUGCACCACAUAUGCUCCCCAAAGCACCGGAUUCGACAAUACCAGGCAAGAAUACAACCCUGUCGAUUUCUGGGUCAUCUGACAGAUUCUCUACAUCUGCACUUAUGGAAAGGAUACCUAGUAGAUGGCCACGGCCUGUAUGGCAUGCUCCUUGGAAGAAUUAUAGGGUGAUCAGUGGUCACUUGGGAUGGGUGCGAUCUAUCGCAUUUGAUCCAAGUAAUGAAUGGUUCUGUACGGGUUCUGCCGACAGGACAAUUAAGAUAUGGGACCUUGCAUCAGGAACGCUGAAGCUUACACUGACUGGCCAUAUUGAACAAAUUCGUGGGCUUGCUGUGAGCCAACGGCACACAUAUUUAUUUUCUGCUGGUGAUGACAAACAAGUAAAAUGUUGGGAUCUUGAACAAAACAAGGUUAUUAGGUCUUACCAUGGGCAUUUGAGUGGUGUUUACUGUCUUGCUCUCCAUCCAACAAUUGAUAUACUGCUGACCGGUGGUCGUGAUUCAGUUUGUAGGGUCUGGGACAUUCGAACGAAAGCACAUGUUUCUGCGUUAACUGGUCAUGAUAAUACUGUAUGCUCAGUGUUUGCUCGUCCUACGGAUCCACAAGUUGUCACUGGCUCACAUGAUUCAACCAUCAAGUUCUGGGACCUUGUAGCUGGGAGGACUAUGUGUACUCUUACACAUCAUAAGAAAUCUGUUCGGGCUAUGGCACUGCACCCAAAAGAGAAAUCGUUUGCAUCUGCAUCAGCGGACAAUAUAAAGAAGUUUAGCCUGCCCAAAGGCGAAUUUCUACAUAACAUGCUGUCACAGCAGAAAACCAUCAUAAACUCAAUGGCUGUAAAUGAAGAUGGUGUCUUAGCAACUGGAGGGGAUAAUGGGAGUCUGUGGUUUUGGGAUUGGAAGAGUGGCCAUAACUUCCAACAAGAUCAGACCAUAGUCCAACCUGGAUCACUGGAGAGUGAGGCAUGCAUAUAUGCCCUUUCAUACGAUGUCAGUGGCUCAAGACUUGUGACAUGCGAAGCUGAUAAGACAAUAAAAAUGUGGAAAGAAGAUUUGACAGCCACGCCAGAGACCCAUCCUAUCAAUUUCAAGCCUCCAAAGGACAUCAGAAGAUACUGACCAGACAGGGUACUUAAACUCUUUAAAUGUCUACAUGUGGUACAUGUUGUAGUGUUUACGCUAAAACUAAAUUGUGAAUUCCAUGCGGCAGCCUGGGAUGGACCUGUUUAAUUUUUGCCAUGUUUCGCAUCACCAAAUCCUAUCUAUCGAGCAGAAUGUUAACUGUAGGAAAUUUUCAUAUAUUAGAAGAGCUUCCUCUUGGUAAA
Oryza brachyantha (malo sina) is the source of this 1851-nucleotide messenger RNA. Its product is annotated as protein pleiotropic regulatory locus 1-like. The transcript has 18 exons. Gene Ontology annotation, biological process: mRNA splicing, via spliceosome. The record is from RefSeq and is a predicted model, not a curated record. Bases 215 to 1645 code for a protein of 476 amino acids. Gene Ontology annotation, cellular component: Prp19 complex; catalytic step 2 spliceosome; precatalytic spliceosome. Gene Ontology annotation, molecular function: protein binding. Lineage: Eukaryota; Viridiplantae; Streptophyta; Magnoliopsida; Poales; Poaceae.